CACCAGUCAUAUCCCUCUCUUCCCAAUGAUGUAGGAUUAAUAGGAACCCAUAGCACAUAUACUACGCUGGCACGUGCAGUGGCUAUGCUUCAAGACACACGUACAGGUCUACGGUAACUUCAGCAGACAGGUGAAAAUGAAUAGAAAGCCUCUUCAGUACCUUGGAAUAUAAGCUGUAUUGAAUAAAUAAUGCAUUGAGGGGUGAAUCGGAUACCUGAUGGAGGAGUCUAAAUAAUGCACGUCUAUGCACAAGAGUUUUAGCAGAGAAGAAUGCAGAUAACUGGACCCAGGCUACCGGGCAAGAUUGAAAAAUGUCUCACUAUCAUUUUAUUAAAUGCUGUUGUUUCCAGCUUUGUAAUGUUUUUCGAUCACAUGACAUGGAAAUUGACCAGUGCUUGCUGGAAUCUCUUCCUUUGGGCCAGCGCCAGCGUCUGGUAAGACGUAUGCGCUGUGACCAAAUCAAGGCUUACUACGAGCGAGAAAAGGCCCUGCAAAAACAGGAUGCAUACAGGAAAAAAAGUAAGCAAAGGAAAAACUACAAAGUUAAUUUCCAUCUCUCCGACAAGAUACAAGAUGCUAUAAUCCACCAUGAUGAUAAAGAAGUGUUACAGUUACUUAAGGAUGGAGCUGAUCCUCAUACUCUUACUGUAUCUGGGGGAUGCCUGCUUCAUCUGUGUGCACGGUAUGAUAAUUCCUUUGCCGCAGAAAUCCUCAUUGACCGAGGAGUUAAUGUGAAUCACCAGGAUGAGGAAUUCUGGACUCCCAUGCAUGUUGCUUGUGCUUGUGAUAACCCUGAUAUUGUCCUUCUACUUCUUUUUUCGGGAGCAAAUGUACUUUUGCAAGAUGUGAAUAGCAAUAUUGCACUUGACUAUGCCACAGAGGGAACGGAGCCCAACUCUAUACUUCUGACAUACUUAGAAGAAAAUGGUGUUGAUCUGACCUCAUUGCGAAAGAUAAGGACCCAGAGAGCAGCAGUGAUGUUAUCUGAUGUGAAGCAGCUGCUGGCUGCUGGGGGAAGCGUUAAUGAGAAAAAUGAUGAUGGCGUGACUCUUCUUCACAUAGCCUGCGCUGGUGGAUAUAAGGAUGUUGCUUGCCAGCUAUUAGAGCACAAUGCUGAUCCAGAUGCUCAGGAUAACCAGUACUGGACUCCUCUUCAUUUGGCUGCAAAAUAUGGGCAGACAAACCUUGUAAAAACUCUUUUGGUCCAUCAAGCAAACCCAAAUAUUAUCAACUGCAGUGGGGAUAAGCCUUCAGAUAUUGCUGCAACAGAAUGUAUACAAGACAUGUUAUUCAAGGCUGAAGAUAUGUCAGAAGAGAAGAAAAAAGACCCUUCCUUUUCCCCCGUUUUCCAGGAAGAUCAGUAUGAAGAAAUCCUGCAGGAUCUUCCGCUGGCUACCAGUAAACUACGUCCAUUGGCAAUACCAAUUUCUAAGCAAGAUAGUUUGCUGGAAAAAGACACAAUGUUCAGAGAUUCAGCAAAGACAUUAAGCAAGCAUUACUCGCAAGACAAUGCUUCUGAAAGAAUGAAUGUGACCAGUUCUUCUAAACUGGAACAGAUCAAAUUAAUGCCAGCAGCUCCAAAUGACGACUUAGCAACUCUCAGUGAGCUCACGGAUAGCAGCCUGUUGUAUGAGAUUCAGAAACGGUUCAAAAACAACCAAAUUUAUACCUAUAUUGGAAAUAUUCUGCUACUGGUUAACCCAUACAAAAAUCUCCCCAUCUACUCAUCCAUGGUUACACAGUUGUAUCAUAACGUCUCUGGCCGUUUAUGCUCUUCCCUUCCUCCUCACAUAUUUGCGUGUUCGGAGCGAGCUUACCAUAUGGUUUUCCAAGAGAGGAGACCGCAGUGCUUUAUCUUAAGUGGUGAAAGUGGUUCUGGGAAGACAGAAGCCUACAAACACAUUAUUAAACAUCUUGUCCUCAGGUGUAGUUCCCGAAAAAAUUCCCUUAAUUCAAAGAUUAAACAUGUAAAUACAAUCCUAGAAGUAUUUGGGCAUGCCAAAACAACGCUUAAUAAUUCAUCUAGUCGUUUUAUAAAAUUUCUUGAGCUACAGCUUUGUGAAAGGACAUCAACUUUAUUGGGAGCCAGAAUGCACACAUAUAUGCUGGAGAAGACCCGUCUCAUUGCUCAUGCUCAAGGCCAAAGCAACUUCCUUAUUUUUUACCUAAUGAUGGAUGGCCUGUCUGCUGAAGAGAAAUAUAACCUGUACCUCAGGAGCAUAUCUGCACACAGGUAUCUGAAUCAGACUAAACUGGAGGAGCUGCACAGCACACAAAACAGAGAGAAAUUAGCUAACCUCAAGCAAGCGCUGAACGCUUUGGGGUUCAAAAGUCUUGAUGUGGAGAAUAUAUUUAUGAUUCUGUCAGCUAUUUUGCACAUUGGGGAUAUCCAAUUUACAGCUCUAACUGAUGCAGAAACAGCCUUUGUGUCUGACCUGCAGCUUCUAGAACAAGUGGCUGGAAUGUUGCAGAUAUUGCCAGAUGAACUCUCUACUGCCUUAACAACAGAUGUGCAAUACUUUAAAGGGGAUAUGAUAACUCGUAGACAUUCUAUGGAAACUGCAGAAUUCUAUCGGGAUCUACUUGCAAAAUCAUUGUAUUGCCGUCUGUUUAGCUAUUUAGUAAAUAAUGCCAAUUUCUACCUCCAAAAUCAAAGUGAUCAAGGCAGCUACCCACCUCUCACAAUUGGAAUUUUGGACAUGUUUGGCUUUGAAGACUUUCAGAAAAAUUCAUUUGAACAAUUGUGCAUUAAUCUGACCAACGAAAAAAUCCACCAGUAUAUGAAUGAACUGCUUUUCCUGCAAGAACAAACUGAAUGUGCACAAGAGGGAGUUUCCAUGGAAACCAUGUAUUGUCCUGGAAACCAUGCAACAGUACUGGAUUUUUUCUUCCAGAAGCCAUUAGGUUUCCUGUCUGUUCUAGAUGAGGAAAGUCAGUCUAUGCAUUCCAUAGAACAAAGUCUCUCCAAAAGGCUGCAGUCACUGUUGGAGACAUCAAAUUCAAAUACAGUGUACACAUCAGUAAAGGACGGCAAUGGCAAUGUCACAUCUAAGGAUCACGGUCCCGUCUUCACAAUCAUGCAUUAUGCAGGACGGGUGACUUACGAUAUUUCUGGAGCAAUUGAGAAAAACAAAGAUGUGCUAUCUCAGAAUCUUCUUUUUGUCAUGAAAACCAGUGAAAAUGUGAUAGUGAACCAGAUGUUUCAGUCUAAGCUAACUCAGACAGGUUCACUUGUACCGCCAUAUCCACCUUUAAAACUCAGAGGACCCAAAGCAGCCUUACUUUUAAAAAAAACAACAUCCCCAUCAAAUGGCGAGACCAAAAAGAUCCUGGAACUUAGUAAGUUGUUGAAAAAAAAAGGAUCAUACUCAUUUCUUCAAAAGUUGGAACGUGGAGGCCCUACUACUGUGACUAUACAACUCAGGAAAUCUCUCACGGAAUUGAUCGGGAAACUACAAGGCAGCACUCCACAUCUUAUGCAUUGUAUUAAGCCUAAUAGUUCCCAACUGGCAGAAACCUUUGAUAAUUUUUAUGUGUCAGCACAACUACAAUAUAUCGGAGUGCUGGAGAUGGUAAAAAUUAUACGUCAUGGUUAUCCUGUACGUUUGGCUUUCCCUGACUUCCUGUCAAGGUAUAAGCAUUUAACAGAAAUUUUUACAAGAGAGAAACAAAAAGCAUCACCAGAGGAGAAAUGUCGCCAUGUUCUUGAGCAGUGCAAACAACAGGGAUGGCAGAUCGGAACUCGGAAAGUAUUUAUGAAAUAUUGGCAAGCUGAUCAACUUAAUGACAUGUGUGUUCAGCUGCAGAGAAAAAUUAUUCUAUGUCAGAAAGUCAUGAGGAGGUUUCUAGCUCGACAACAGCUGCGGCGUAAAAUGAACAUUAAACAAAAUGAAGUUACUUGUGUAGAAGACUUCCUUCUUACUGUAGAGGACAUGGGGCAACAAACCUUCCAUUCCCUGGUUGUCCAAAAUACAGCUGACAUUGCUCGAGAAAAAGACAGACUUCACUCUGACCCAGAAGCUACUAAUAACAAAACAGGACAAGCUUCAGAUAAAGAAGUCAUUCCCAACAGAAAUGAAGAAAUGGGUAAAAGGAUGUUGAAAAGCACCUUUGGAGGAUACCGCUCUACACCUAACUUGUUUCACUCAGAUUCCAUUACGAUUCCACUAAGUGUGGGAAGCUUUGCACAGUCUGCACAUGGGACAUCUGGCAGAUCCAUGUCUCUGCACACAGUGUUAAGUUUAGAUGACAGUGGUAAUCUACAGUCACCUCGAAAACAACCUCCUCCAAAACCAAAGAGAAACCCUACUACAAGAUUAAGUGCUUCUUAUGAAGCUGUUAGUGCAUGUCUUAUUGCUGCAGCCAAGGACCUUGAUAAUGAUGCUCUCUAUCGGCCAAGACCGCAUAGUGAUGAUUACAGCACGUUGAAAAAAAUUCCUCCACCAAAACCAAAGAGAAGUCCCAAUACAAAGCUGAGUGGCUCAUAUGAGGAGAUAUCAGUUCAUAGAUUUGGUGAAGUAAAAUCAGCAGCCUCUGCAGAUGGAUCACUUCCAGGGACACUGUCUGUAUAUAUGUCACAGGAAGAUGAUGAUAAUGAGCCCGUGUACAUAGAGAUGGUUGGUAAUGCUAAGAAGAGUUGUCCUCCAGAAGCCGGGAGUCCAGAACAAGGAGAAGCUGUAUAUGAAGAGAUGAAAUAUUUUAAUCCUGAUCAGAUAAAUAGUAACACUGUGCAAACCAGUGCCUCACAAGUAUUUUUGUCAAACAUUAACUUAGUUGAUGGCCGUGCCACAAAUAAAAAAGAUGAUCGCCAGAUCAGGGAAACAUAUGACAUACCAGCUCCAUUUCCAAACCUCCUUCCUCAUCGACCACCUUUGCUAGUAUUUCCUCCUGCCCCAGUUACUUGUUCUCCGGCAUCUGAUGAGUCCCCCUUGACUCCAUUGGAAGUAAUAAAACUUCCUGUACUUGAAACCAACAUAAACUAUUCUAUACAGUCGGAAUGUUCAAGUCCAAUAUCUCCUCAGUGUUCGAAAUAUCAAAAAGGGGACAGUGAAAGACCAUCAUCACCAGCACAGAGUGCAUUUGGCGUUACAAGCAAGAUGUCCCCACCUUCUACAUCUCCACUACAAGCAACCUCAGCUUCUUACUGUUCCACAACACACUUUACUUUUCCCACUGAGACUCCAUAUGCCUUGUUAGUCAAUUCUGCAAAGAGGUCUCUUCAUGCAGAUAACCUGAAAACUCUUAGUAGAUCUAGUCCUUCUAUAACUGAUACUUCUUCUAGCACAGUGACUAAAUUGCCCUUUUCUUCUCCAGUAAAAAUUCCAAGGACCAUUGAAACGAAAUCCCCUUCUGUGUUUCCAGCCAGUGUAACCAACAUUAGCUAUGUUACAAGUCCUUUGGAUGAAUUAACAACCCUCUUUACCUCAGGGAGGAGUUUACUGAGAAAAUCGGCAGCUGGCAGAAAAAUUCGUGAAAUGGAAGGUGUUGAGCUGAAUCUGAACACGAGCACUGGGGAAGAUACUGCAAUGCCAGAUACUCAAGAUACCAAUGCAAAUAAUCAAGAUAAUCAGACAUUAAGCACUUUAUCUACCUGUGUACCAUGUGAGAAUGGAAACUCUGUUUCUAGUGGUCUAGAAGAAGAUUUGAACUGUAAAUAUCGUAGCAGCACAACAAAUGCUUCAGUACCAAGGAACAAAGAAAACUACAGUAGCCAGGUAUCUGUAUUAAGUUUUUUUGUGGUGUACUGA
Nanorana parkeri is the source of this 5747-nucleotide messenger RNA. RefSeq names its product myosin XVI (gene MYO16). Gene Ontology annotation, biological process: neuron projection morphogenesis; negative regulation of G1/S transition of mitotic cell cycle; phosphatidylinositol 3-kinase/protein kinase B signal transduction. The record is from RefSeq and is a predicted model, not a curated record. The transcript has 35 exons. Gene Ontology annotation, molecular function: actin filament binding; ATP binding; cytoskeletal motor activity. The coding region runs from base 312 to 5747 and encodes 1811 amino acids. Gene Ontology annotation, cellular component: perinuclear region of cytoplasm; myosin complex; nucleoplasm. NCBI's taxonomy places the organism in Eukaryota, Metazoa, Chordata, Amphibia, Anura, Dicroglossidae.